Mucor mucedo is the source of this 1504-nucleotide messenger RNA. Its product is annotated as Alpha/Beta hydrolase protein. The record is from RefSeq and is a predicted model, not a curated record. NCBI's taxonomy places the organism in Eukaryota, Fungi, Mucoromycota, Mucoromycetes, Mucorales, Mucoraceae. Gene Ontology annotation, molecular function: hydrolase activity. The transcript has 4 exons. Bases 120 to 1346 code for a protein of 408 amino acids.
UUUUUUUGUACGACUAAAACUAAUUGAUAAUCAUAUGGUUAUAAAAAUAUAAGCUAAAUUUAAUUCAAUAUUAGCAUUUAUUCUUUCUUUCUUUCUUUAUUCUAAAACUUUGAAAAAAAAUGGAUGAUAUUCGUAAAGUUAUCAAGACAACUUCACCACCUAGUGUGGUUAUUCAAACAUUAAGAACUGCUCUUCAAAUGCCUCCAACAGCUGCCCGUAACAUUGUCAAAGACUUGACUCGGCCUUUAAAUGGUCAAAAGAGAUUUAUUCGCAAGUUUGAUAAUGAACAUUGGAAAGGCACGCUAAUCAUGUCAGAAAUGGUUCGUUGUGACGAUGCUAUUGCUCUUCAAAGAUUGAAAAAAGCUGAUAUUGUUAUUUUUGAAAUUCACGGUGGUGGGUUCAGAGUUGGUCACAGUACCAUGUACAUGGACGCAUUUAUUAAUUGGCUUAGAUUAAUGAAGAGUAAACACAAUCUUUAUGCGUGUAUCAUGUCCGUUGAAUAUGGUCUUGCACCCAAACACAAAUAUCCAGGCCCUUUGAAUGAUUGCAUCCGAGCCUAUGAUUAUCUUACCAAAGAUCUUGCUGUUUGUCCAUCCAAAGUAGUCUUUUCAGGUGAUUCCGCUGGCGGCGCAUUUGCAUUGGAGACUUUGAUGAGAACUUACACACCCGAUAUUUUGGACGACCUCAACAGUCCCAGAGAAAAUUACAGCAUACCUAUUCCUGCUGCCGUCUUACUAUCCUCACCUUUGGUCUCUGCUGAGACGACUUCAGAAUCAUGGAAACUGUUUCAUAAAAAGGACAUGAUCACGCUCGGACUAGCCAAAUUAAUCUACAAGGAAUAUUUAGGUUUACCUCACGUCAAGGUGGAAGAUUUACCCGUCAUGAGAUUACAUCAUGUCCGAAAGGACUUUGAUCGUUUCUUGCCCAAGAAUGUCAUGGUCUUUGUGGGCGAUAAAGAAGUUUUACGCGAUGAUAUUUUGGAUUUUGCUAAAGCAGUAAAAGAUGAUGGAAAAACAAACAUUCAAUUGAUCAAGGAACACUAUGUUCAUGACUGGUUUAUGAUCCGUGAAAUUGUCAAGAAGAAGGACAAGAAGAAGCUUGCUAAUUAUGAUGAAUUGUUUGUCGAUUUUGCUGUUCGUGCUGUAAAGGAAGCGAAAGCAGCUUUAUUACUAUCUGUCCCACCCACCAAGGAAGAAUUCCCAUUAAGUGAAAUGCUGAUUUCGGAUAACACUUCCAUCAAUGGAGAUAUCCCGGUGCAAUUCUCAAGACCUUCUCAGUAUAAACCAAACACAAUCUUGUCUGAAUAUGCAAUUAUUACAGACCAUCCUAAAGGUGUUACAGCCUAAAUCAUCACUAUUCAAAAAAAUUAAACGUUUUUUUUUGUUCAAACUGUUUGUACUGAUAUUUAUUUUCAAAUGGCCCAAACUACCAUUUGUCUAUUAUAUUUACACGAUCUAUUCUUUUUUGUUAAACUUUCGAAAUAAAAUCUAACUUUCUAUCUUUU